Pocillopora verrucosa is the source of this 855-nucleotide messenger RNA. RefSeq names its product paired mesoderm homeobox protein 1-like. Gene Ontology annotation, molecular function: RNA polymerase II cis-regulatory region sequence-specific DNA binding; DNA-binding transcription factor activity, RNA polymerase II-specific. Gene Ontology annotation, biological process: regulation of transcription by RNA polymerase II; cell differentiation. Lineage: Eukaryota; Metazoa; Cnidaria; Anthozoa; Scleractinia; Pocilloporidae. The record is from RefSeq and is a predicted model, not a curated record. Gene Ontology annotation, cellular component: nucleus.
AUGAGGCUUGAUGUUACAUGGGUUCCUCACUACAACCGUGAAGCAUUUAUUACAACGUGUCACUUAACUGUUAUGGAGAGUCAGCACUUAAAACAAGCAGUAUCCAUUCUCGAGUCCGCGCAGUCGCGUGCAAUGCUGUACAGUCUUUCAAACCGAGGCGUGUCCUCAGUGCCAGCGCCCUCACGGCCAGUGACUAAUUUUUCCAUCAGCAGGAUCCUGGGUCUGGAGAACAGUGAAAUACGUCAAGACACGCCUUCCACUGUAUUCAACGAGCACCGUCACAUCUCCAUUCAGGCGCCGAGUACUGAACACAGCCGCAGCGACAACAGCUCACGAUCAUCUCCUAAUUACAGUUCCAACAGCGAUUGUGACAGCGAACACGAUCAACUACCGACACCCUCCGAGAGAGUGGCGAAGAAAAAACGACAGCGCACGACCUUCUCACUGUUUGAAGUGUGGGAACUGGAACGAGUGUUCAAGCGGCAGCCAUAUUUGAUGCCCGAAGACGAGAAAGAUCUCAUACAGAGCCUUGGGAUCACGGCUAGAAGUCUGAGGUACUGGUUUCAGAACAGACGAGCAAAAUCGCGAAGAGAAGGAAGAAAGGUUCUGUCCGAAUGUCAGAGAAACUCGCUCGACCAGUUUGGAAGACUACCAAAGAAGACCUCGGUGCAGCCCCCUUCAAAUCCCUGGAUACAGGCUGAAAAGAUGUCAUACACCGAAGUAAACAAACACUCAGCAAAAUUGAAUACAAGGAGCGGACCGAUCUUAGUAAAUCAUCGACACCUGUCCAUCAAGUCUGAUCAGCGAUGUGCCGUUCACCUUCGUUAGUACCCAUGCUCCGUCCGUACCAGUUAA